AUUCCCAAGGAGAUGGAGCUAUGGAGACUUCGAUCUGCGGCAGAAAAUAUUACGUAUCUAAGGCAACGGCUUCGAGGAACGAUGCAGCUUUGCGGUGCAAAUCGCUUAAAAUGGCCCUUCUGACCGUUACCUCCUUUGAGGAAAUGGACUGCCUGUCCAAAUUUAAAGCUGCAACAUAUUGGACAAGUGGCUCGAAAGAAGAACCAAUCUACAAAAUGGAAAGGUACAAGUGGUGUUCGACGGGGUUCGAGAUUUCUUCCAAUUUAAUCGGCUCAGAGAGAUUUUGGUCAACGCCCAACGCUACCUCUGACCUCGAGCGGUGUCUCGCGUUCAGCAAUUCUGACCAGAAAAAAGGAUUUUCGCACAAAAUGUGCACAGACCUGCUUCCCUACAUUUGCCAGUACACGGUCGACUGCCCCAAAACAUGCAACAAAAAUCUUAGUUGGUUUGAUAGCUAUCAGCAGUGUUGCGCACUUGGAAUGGAAACUCUGAAUUUGGGUAGCUUGUCAGAGCAAAAUAUGCUGACUGCUUUUUCCCUGACUUUUAAUAAAGACAACUGGACUGCGAAUUUCAACUACUGGACGUCAGGCACCCAGAAAGGAGCCCCAGUGGGGAAUUUUUCUUGGUGCGAUCCCGGAGGGCCGAAGCCUCUCGUCUCCUCUCUUAUUUGGCAGCGCGGCCAGCCGGACAACCAGGGCGGAAACGAAAGCUGCGUCCACUUCCGCUUCGUGCUGAACAACACGGGAACGAUUCUCUCCGACAGAAACUGCACCAACAAAUACAUUUACGCCUGCAAAGGUUCAUUGACGACAACUCCCAAGCCCUGCAAGGCCUCGUGUAUCGCUUCCGCCUGCACCAGAAAUGGAAAUUGGACGGAGGCACGAAGCACGUGUUGCUCGAUUGGCUUGACCGUGGCCACGCUUGAAACGUCUGGGAAGUCACAGUGCUUGUCCAAAGUUGUCGCUAAAAAUGAAGAUGCAGUUGGCGACUGGUGGUUGUCUGGAACCGAUUUGAACUGCGAAUCGAACUUCCAUUGGUGCUCGAAUGACCGCGGAUUCGUGAGUAGCGAAAUCGCGUGGAAGAGCGGCCACCCGAAGGCCGGCUUUGAUUGCGUAUAUUUAGAGGCGAGGAACGGAUCGAUGCUCUUGGCCACGGACAACUGCGACGAGAAAAAGAAAUUUCUGUGCGAAGUGAGGAAGAAAGGCACCUCUGGCAUCGCCAUGCAGAGGGAGUGUGCUGAAACCUGGGACAUAUCACCCGAGGAAAUUGAUCUACUGCUGAACGUGUUGGCUUUUUCGACGGCAAACAUCACACAGAAUUUAAAGUGCUUCCUGAAAUGCAUCGGUGUGGAAGUUGGAAUGAUCGGCUUUGGCGAUCUGAACGCAAUUGCAACCCUCCGAAAUAUUGAGUUGGUCUCAAUGGAAGACCCGGUAAAAAUGGAGAGAGGAUUUGUCGCCUACGACGAGUGCAGUGGAAAGAAAUCGGACGACGAAUGCGUGACGGCCUUUGAAACUUACAAGUGCGGCAUGGAUAAAGAGCCUGGCAUUGUGAACGAAAUCGUGAUGAACAAUGCUGGCAACAACACGGAGCUUGUCCCUCCAGUGCCGUGCAUUCCAAUUCCCCGCACUUGCUGGAUGGAAGAGACGCUUCCUUGCGUUGCAGACGAAACCCUGAUUGCGGAGUUUAAAAGCACUGGAUAUACCUCCAUUGGAAAGGCAACUGCAUUUGGUCCCAGCCUCAACCAAACAGCAUUUGUCUCGAAUGCUAGCUCAAAUAUUGGAUAUAAUGUUGCUUUUGCGUACACAUACUGUUGUUCACUGAAUAUGAAAUUACUGGAGCCCGAGACUUUCAAUGAUUGGUACAUACCCUUCAGAGCAUAUGCGGGAAAUGGCUACUUGUACAGUCCAGUGGCUGGGACGCGGUCCAUCAGUCCCUAUCGGGAUGUUUGGUGCAGCAACGGCAAGCCGGUGAAUGGAAUUCUCUUCGAGGACCGAUGGAAAUACGACAAUAUCAAAAUCUUCUGUCAGAGCACAUUCAUCGUGUACCCUUUAAUUGCAGAUGAAAUGUGGGUGGUUUCCGUUCCAGGAGCCGAUGUUCCGAAUGGAAUGAUCAAGCAAAUGAGCAAUGCCAGCGCCACUUAUAACGUAGCAAAUGAACCUGGCAAAAUCGUUGGAUUAUUUUUUUGCGUGCCAAAAUGAGCACGGACAAAAAAGCUGUUGGUAAUUCGAUUAUUGCUAUGAAGUUUGUUGGAUGCCAAUACGGAAACUGCUUUUAAAGUGGAAUGAUACUGGGCAACAAUUGAAAAUUAUUUGAAUUGUUGGAUGCCAUAAACAAUUGAUCGAUAAACAAUUUGUUCAACAGUUUGCAAUAAUA
This is a messenger RNA of Cloeon dipterum, 2373 nucleotides long. RefSeq lists its product as uncharacterized. The transcript is spliced from 17 exons. Gene Ontology annotation, molecular function: carbohydrate binding; odorant binding. Gene Ontology annotation, cellular component: external side of plasma membrane. Gene Ontology annotation, biological process: biological process involved in interspecies interaction between organisms. The record is from RefSeq and is a predicted model, not a curated record. Bases 21 to 2198 code for a protein of 725 amino acids. NCBI's taxonomy places the organism in Eukaryota, Metazoa, Arthropoda, Insecta, Ephemeroptera, Baetidae.